CAAAGCAAUCGUGGUGGAGACGUCGCCGUGUCGUGUCUCCCCACAAGACCCCCGAUCCCCUCGCCUCUCCUCAAUCAAUCCGGGCAAGGGCAGGGGCCAAGAUCCAAUCUUGCUGCUGCCACUUGACGAUCCCAUCGAUCUCGAGCAAGGUCCGCGACCAUGGCUCGCUGCCACCAUCUCCUCAUCGUCCUUCCCCUCUUUCUUGCCUUGGCUUCUGCUGCUCCGGGGCAUGGACAGGGUCACCAUGGAGAAGCCUCCGCGGUCUUCAUCGAUGCCGCGCCGCACCGCUACCUGCGGGAUCAGCAAACCGACGACCAGGGGACUUCAAUGUCGUUCAAUGAAGUUUCUGCUGCUGUUUCCGUCUUGCUUGGUUUUGCACCGCCGGCUGCCCUACCUGUGCUUUCUUCUUCGCAGUUAAACAAAUUGCUUAUUCCCAAUCCAUUCGAUAGACCGGGAGCUGUUUUCCUCGUGCAAAUUGCUGGGUCCAAUGCCUCAGCUGAUAGCUUCAUAUCAGAAGCCAGCAGCACUUUCAAGACAAGGAUUGAAGGUGCAAACAACGCCGCUGCAGGGCUUACAGAUAAGGAUGAACUAAUUAUCAUUCGUUCAGAUGAAUCUCUAGAUCAUCCUGAAUCAGGUUUUCUUGCUAGUGAACUUUCCAGCUUGGCAAACUGGCUGGAGGGAUCGUAUCAGAAGUCUAGCGGCAAACUAGUCAUUCCCUUGGAAAGUGGAAAUAGUCUUACUUUGGUACUUGAUAAGGAGGCAGACUUAGAAUUUGUGUCUAGCUUGGCUUCCCUUCUUAGAACUAUAGAAAGGGCUAUUCAGAUCCAUGAAGACUUCUCAGGUGUCAUCAGCCCUGCAGAGCUAUUAGUAUGCCACUUCACAGGGAUAAAGGCUCUGGAGGAUGAAUAUGCUUCCACGGAAAUUGUUAAGCAGGGAACCGAAAUAGUGCGAAGAGCUAUCACCAAAGCGUUUCAGUCCCUGCGUGGAGCAUAUAAAGGGAAAAUUGUUGGGCUGGUGAUAUCCGCAGAGGAGGCCUCAUCAUUCUUAGGAUCCAUAAUUGAGGCACCAUCUUCAUUGCACAUUUCGAGACGACUAGAAGAAGCAAGCCAGACUAAUGCUACGGCCUCUGUUGUGCUUGUUCGAAAGAGUUUGGCAUGGAUUACAGGGAUCAUCCUGCUUGUUUCAACUCUCAUAGGGGUUUGCUUGCUGAUGAAUAUGCCACUUACCAGGGACACCCUCCUGUAUUCAAAUGUCAAGAUUGAUUAGUUUGAAGCGGCCAGUUGGACUUUGGCUUGUGUAGUGGUUGGUUUUGGAUAGAGACGUAUGCUUAUGCUGUUGACAAAACCAGUGUAUAAUACGUGCUUUUGCCUGUAUAUGGGCUAUUUUGUUGUUGGGUUCCGGUAAAUAAGCGAGAGUUCUUGGGGAAUGCUGCUUUGUUGCAGAAUGCUACUUCCUUGUCUGAAUAAUAAAUCUGUGAUGACGGUUGGAAUCGGAUUUUUUUCCCCCCGAAUUCAAUAAGAGAUGCUAUGGUUUCUGGGAUA
Messenger RNA from Panicum hallii, 1541 nucleotides. RefSeq lists its product as uncharacterized. Bases 160 to 1266 code for a protein of 368 amino acids. The transcript is spliced from 11 exons. Gene Ontology annotation, cellular component: endomembrane system. The record is from RefSeq and is a predicted model, not a curated record. Lineage: Eukaryota; Viridiplantae; Streptophyta; Magnoliopsida; Poales; Poaceae.